This is a messenger RNA of Podarcis muralis (Common wall lizard), 1360 nucleotides long. RefSeq names its product forkhead box L3 (gene FOXL3). The record is from RefSeq and is a predicted model, not a curated record. Gene Ontology annotation, biological process: regulation of transcription by RNA polymerase II; anatomical structure morphogenesis; cell differentiation. Lineage: Eukaryota; Metazoa; Chordata; Lepidosauria; Squamata; Lacertidae. Gene Ontology annotation, molecular function: RNA polymerase II cis-regulatory region sequence-specific DNA binding; DNA-binding transcription factor activity, RNA polymerase II-specific.
UACGAGAAAGAGUUAUGAAGCCAGUUGGGCUAUUUAAUUUGGCCACAUUGUGUAUGUCGUUGGCAAGCGGGAGGCUGGUGCCCAUCUUGCCAGUGGGGGACCACCCAGGAAGCCAGGAUUGCAUAGCUACUGGCUGUUGCAUCCACCCAAGUUCAAAGGUUCAGGAGAGACCUUUACCACACUUGAAUCGAAGCCAAAAGAGGACAAGGAAUAUGUUUGAUAACACCCAGUACCCCUAUAAUUGCUUUAAUUACGAUGGGGAUGAUUACCCAACCUGCAGCUCUGAUGAAGAGAAAAGGUUCACCAGACCAGCAUACAGCUACAUCGCUUUAAUUGCAAUGGCCAUUCAGCAGAGCCCCUCCAACAAAGUGACCCUUUCUGGCAUUUACGACUUCAUCAUGAAGAAAUUCCCUUACUACAGGACAAACCAGCGAGCCUGGCAGAACUCCAUCCGCCACAACCUCUCCCUCAACAGCUGCUUUGUCAAGGUUCCCCGGACAGAAGGCAAUGACAAAGGGAAGGGGAAUUACUGGAGCUUUGCAUCGGGAUGUGAAUCUAUGUUAGACCUGUUUGAAAACGGGAACUACAGGAGGAGGAGGAGGAGGAAGAACGUCAAAAGGGAACCCAGAGACAAACGGCCAAAUGGCGGGAGCGACUGCUUGCAAGCUCUGUCCCCGGUGGAUUCCGGAUUCCCCGGAAUCAACUCCUGUCCCGGUCAGAGAGUGCAAUCCCAGCCCAAAGCUUUGGAGACUUGCGAGCUUUUUCCAAACGCCGCCGCCAGCCGAGAGAGUCUAAACAGCUCCUCCAUAGGAAAAUCUGACUCCGAAAUUAAAUUUAGCAUUGAUUACAUUCUCUCCUCCCCAGACCCUCUGCCUGUCCUGAGGUCUCCGUAUCACACGGAAGAUAAUAAAUACCACCUCUUGGAUUCUCAGCAGCUGGUGAACCUUCAGUUUUGGACAAUGUGAGCUUGCAAACUGGGAGGCAAACUGAGAAGGAAACAAGGGACUUUUUUCUGUCCAACAGUGACUGCAGUCAUCCCCAGGAACAGGAGACUAGAUGCUUCAUUGGGCUAUUCAGUAUCUCAAAAAUGAAUUUCUCUGAGGUUGGAAACUUACCACUAAACCAUCCUACUGCUUGUGAACUUGCUUAUGGGUCUGUGGCACCUGCCAGUUCCUGCUUGAAUCGAGUGUAUCUGGUGGCCCCUUUCCUCCCUUAUCGGGCCCAGCUGGGCUUAUUCUGUGCACACCAAACAGCACCAAGUAGCUGGGUCAAGCUGCCAUUUUCAUUUCCCACAAUGCCCCUAAAAUGGGCUGCGAGCACCUCUGGCUCUCCAGAGGUUGCUAAACUACAACUCCCAUCA